ACAAAAAUCUCAAAAAAAUUGUCUCUGAAAAAGCAAACAAUUUGACAGUACUUCGCUCUCACGCCUCGAAAUCAUGGUGUAUAUUGUACAAAAUAAAGAAGAUCUGGAUAAGAAGCUAGAGGAAGCCGUCGGCUCUGGCCAAUUGGUGGUCAUUGAUUUUUUUGCAAAUUGGUGUGGACCAUGUAAGAUUAUUAGCCCGAAACUCGAAGAGUUGGCCACACAAUAUGCCGAGAAAGCGAUUGUGUUGAAAGUCAAUGUGGAUGAUUGUGAAGACAUAGCCCUUGAAUACAACGUGACCAGUAUGCCUACAUUCGUUUUUAUUAAGGAUAAUCAUGUUAUUGAUGUAUUCGUUGGCGGCAACUCAGAGAAACUAGUCAAGAAUAUGGAGAAAUAUGUAGGUGAACCAAUACCCGUAGAAAAUAUGCCAGAAAUUGUGGAAGCCGAACAAAUAAUCGAGGAAGAAACUGUGCUUGACUAAAGAAAUAAUAAUAUUAGAUUUGUUUUCCUGAAAUCAAUAUACUUAUCAUGUUUUAAAUUAACAAUCACUUACCCAGGUACUUUUUCUUUGCAAAUGAAACAUUUUUUUUUUACAAUUCCACUGCCAAAUUGGCAUUUACAUAAUUUCCAGAAGAACUAUGGUACACUCCAAUGUACUAUCUAACUUCAGAUUAUCAGAAGAUUCACCCUCACAUGUCAUUGUGCAAGCUAUGUACUAUUAUAAUUUAUAAAAGCAUAUUGAAAUAAGUAUGUAUUCAAAUGGAUAUUGAGGAUAACUUUAAUCAAUUCAUUAUUUAACAGUUAUGUUU
Molecule: messenger RNA, 806 nt
Organism: Bactrocera dorsalis (oriental fruit fly)
Lineage: Eukaryota; Metazoa; Arthropoda; Insecta; Diptera; Tephritidae
Product: thioredoxin-2-like
Exons: 1
Coding region: 74-478 (134 amino acids)
Molecular function (GO): protein-disulfide reductase activity
Source: RefSeq, a predicted model, not a curated record